This is a messenger RNA of Zingiber officinale, 555 nucleotides long. RefSeq names its product probable cellulose synthase A catalytic subunit 5 [UDP-forming]. Lineage: Eukaryota; Viridiplantae; Streptophyta; Magnoliopsida; Zingiberales; Zingiberaceae. Bases 1 to 555 code for a protein of 184 amino acids. The record is from RefSeq and is a predicted model, not a curated record. Gene Ontology annotation, molecular function: hydrolase activity. The transcript is spliced from 6 exons.
AUGGAGACGAGCGCGGGGUUGGUUGCCGGCUCGCACAACAGAAACGAGCUAGUGGUCAUCAGGCGCGAUGGGGAAUCGGGGCCGAGACCGCUGCAACAGCUGAGCGGGCAGGUGUGCCAGAUCUAUGGCGACGACGUUGGCCUCACUGUCGACGGUGAUCUCUUUGUCGCGUGCAACGAAUGCGCCUUUCCUAUUUACAGGACUUGCUACGAAUACGAGCGACGGGAAGGCAACCAAGUCUGCCCUCAGUGCAAGACCAUAUUCAAGCGGCUCAAAGGCUUUUAUAUUGAUUAUCUCUUUUUGGGUGAUUACGUUGAUCGUGGCCAACAUAGCCUGGAAACUAUUACUCUUCUCCUUGCAUUGAAGGUUUAUGUUUACAAAUAUGUUGUAUCCUUAAACUUUUCAAAAUUUUCUGAAUCAAUGUUACAGAUUGAGUAUCCACAUAAUAUACAUUUAAUUCGUGGAAACCAUGAGGCAAUAGACAUUAAUGCUUUAUUUGGGUUUCGUACCGAGUGCAUCGAGAGAAUGGGAGAACAAGACGGAAUCUGGGCAUGA